This is a messenger RNA of Spinacia oleracea (spinach), 1008 nucleotides long. RefSeq lists its product as uncharacterized. The coding region runs from base 1 to 1008 and encodes 335 amino acids. The record is from RefSeq and is a predicted model, not a curated record. The transcript is spliced from 2 exons. NCBI's taxonomy places the organism in Eukaryota, Viridiplantae, Streptophyta, Magnoliopsida, Caryophyllales, Amaranthaceae.
AUGUUGACGACCCAUGGACUCCCUUGUGCUUGCCGCAUAUUUACGGCGCUCCAAGGCGGAGUUGGGAUAUACAUUGAUCUUGUACAUCGAUUUUGGAGGACCUUGGAGAUUGGAGAAGGGGCUAACAUUCCAGAAAUCGUGGCGGACUCCGCCCAAGUUACUGAGCAGUUCCGAUCACUUGUCGAUGAUGUAUUGGCUCGAGAUAUUUCCGUUAUUCGAGACAUAUCAAGGAUCGUUCACGAUGAGUUACAUCCAGAGCAUGCGGGUUAUGAGGAACCAAUACCCAACUUAGUACGGAGAGGGAGACCACAAAGACAAAGAAACUCAACAAUAAGGAACUUGAGUUUCGUCGAACAUGUGCGUAACACGGGCCCUCGCACGAAUUGUGAUCAAGGUGCUACGUCUUCGGGAAACACACAAUCCAGAACUUCAUUAGGUACAAGAAGAUUCAUGAGCAUUGAUCUAAUUCCCCCUCGUUGGAAGGAAUCGAUACCUGACUUCAUGUUCCAGUAUAUUAGAGGAUACACUGAUGCUAUACCUGAUGGUAACUGCGGAUUCAGAUGUGCGGCAGAGUUCUUUUUGGGUGAUCAGGAACGCUAUGGCGAGAUUCGAUCAACGGUUGUAGGAGAGAUUAAAAAACUUCCACAACAAUACACCAGAGUCUAUCUUCCAGAAACUAUAUCUAACGCAUUGUAUCGAAUAGAUUGGAGAGGUGGACGUUGUGGAGAGGAACAUUGGAUGGUUAGUGAUCCAGACUUAUGGCCGAUUGCUACACACUUCAAUGCAGUUGUUGUCAUCUUCAGUAUCGGCGGUGAAUCCAGUUUAAUCCCUAACAUGACUAUUCUUCCGUUGGAAAACAGAUAUGCAGCAACUAGGCCAUCAAAGGAAAUUGUGAUGGCAUUUGUGAAUGGGAAUCACUACAUUAUUUUGGAUAUGACUCCGGAUUUUCCAUUACCAUCAAUACCACAUUACUGGAGAGGAUUGGCAGAUUAUGACGUUCGUGAUUGA